AUGCUGGCUGGCCUGCUCGCCGUCCGGCGCCGCGCGGCGCUGCCUGCGGCCGCCGCUUACCCGCGCCAGUGGACGGAGACGCACGUGGCGCACUGGCUGUGCUGGGCCAUCCGCGAGUUCUCGCUGGAGGGCGUGGCCAUGCAGCACUUCCGCAUGCAGGGCAAGGACAUCUGCGCCAUGGGCAAGGAGGCCUUCCUGGCGCGCGCGCCGCCCUUCAUGGGCGACAUCCUCUGGGAGCACCUCGAGAUCCUGCAGAAAGAAUUUUAA
Gryllus bimaculatus (two-spotted cricket) is the source of this 267-nucleotide messenger RNA. NCBI's taxonomy places the organism in Eukaryota, Metazoa, Arthropoda, Insecta, Orthoptera, Gryllidae. The record is from the annotation of a GenBank genome assembly.